AUGUCCCACAAGCAUGAUACUCGUUCGCAGUCGCAGAGCAGCAGACUUCUCGUCAUCGGCACAGUGCUCUUCUACCUUGUAGCAGCACUAUGUAUGGUCAUGGCGAACAAAUGGGUUCUCAAAAUCACUGAUGCCCCGCUCUUCUUCCUCUUUUCCCAACUUGUUAUUGCCGUCAUUCUUUUCAUUGCCGCACAUACAACCCGCCUAUUAGUUCUGCCUUUAUAUGUGGACACCCAGCUUCUCAUCCAGCUCGCCCCCAACAUUGCGUUGAAUGUCGUGGGAUUGAGUUUCAGCAACUAUACCCUCAAGUUUGUCGACGCAUCUGUCUACCAAGUCGCACGUGGUCUCGUCCUCCCCUUCACAGUCCUUACCUCCUACUUCUUCCUCUCCGCGCGCCCGUCCCUCCGCAUUCUCUAUAGCUGUUCCAUUGUUACCCUCGGCUUCUUUGUUGGUAUCUUUCUUGAUUCUGUCCGCAUGGUUCUCGCCGGUAUUGUCUUUGGCGUUGCAAGUUCCGCAAUCACAGCAGUGCACAGCGUGGUCAUCAAAAAGAGUCUGGAUGUAGUCAAAGGCAGCGCCAUCAACCUGUCGUGGUAUACAAAUUUGUUCAGCGCGGUUGCGAUGAUCCCCGUCAUUGUAUUCGCCGGCGAGGUUCCAGCGAUUGAGGAUUUGAUUUACGGAGCAGGUGCUAUCGCCAAGGAAGGAAAGCUGAGCGAAUUGCAGACGUUCAUUUGGGGGUCGGUUAUCACGGGUGUGCUUGGCUUUAUGAUGAGCCUUGCCAGUCUUUUGUCCAUCAAGGUUACUUCGCCCAUCACACACAUGGUGUCCUCCGCAGUAAGAGGCGUAGCAGCAUCUAUAUUAGGGGUGGUGUUAUUUGAGGAUAUCAUCUCGGGUGGCCGUGUCUGCUCCAUUGCAAUCAUCCUUCUAGGGUCCGUUUACUUCACGUGGGUGAAACACGUCGAAUCUCAGCAAAGUCCCAAGGAUGGGGGCAAGUAUGACCGUGUUCCGCUGGAAGAUAUAGAAGCUGGAAAGGAAUUUGGCUCAAAACCUGAGUGA
Molecule: messenger RNA, 1053 nt
Organism: Suillus subalutaceus
Lineage: Eukaryota; Fungi; Basidiomycota; Agaricomycetes; Boletales; Suillaceae
Exons: 7
Coding region: 1-1053 (350 amino acids)
Biological process (GO): protein O-linked glycosylation via fucose; GDP-fucose import into Golgi lumen
Cellular component (GO): Golgi apparatus
Molecular function (GO): antiporter activity
Source: RefSeq, a predicted model, not a curated record